This is a messenger RNA of Anolis sagrei ordinatus, 917 nucleotides long. Its product is annotated as adenine phosphoribosyltransferase-like. The record is from RefSeq and is a predicted model, not a curated record. NCBI's taxonomy places the organism in Eukaryota, Metazoa, Chordata, Lepidosauria, Squamata, Anolidae. Gene Ontology annotation, molecular function: adenine phosphoribosyltransferase activity.
CCUCCAGGCUUCGGAGUGACUGGCUCAGCUGUCUCUCCCUCCGGCCAAGGAAGCCUUCCCUUCCCUUCCUUUUCCUUCCAGUCCACUUACCAGCCCGACGUCCAGAGUCCGCAGCCCCGUCCUUCUUGGGGAUCCAGCGCUCUGUACUUGGCUCUCUGCCGCCAUGCUGCGGGAUUUGAAGUGCACCCCGGACUCCAGGGAACCGGGUUGGUACCUGUCGCUGAUGGCCCCCAAUGUCAAGGGCCCCAAAUACGCCUGGCUGGACCCCUCCCGCCUCUACUGCCACCACCAGGCUUUCCACGAUUGCGUGGAGGACCUCAUCCAGCCAUUUCGGGGCGAGACCAUUGACUUGGUGGCUGGAAUUGACGCCAUGGGCUUCAUCCUCGGGGCCGCCAUUGCCAGCACGCUGCAGAAGGGCUUCCUGGCCAUCCGCAAGGUUGGGCAUCUCUGCGUGGAGACCCUGCAACAGCCCUAUCGGGACUAUUCUGGGAGGGACAAGCUCAUGGAGGUGCGGACAGAUGCCAUCGGGCCAGGCCUCCGGGUCUUACUGGUGGACCAGUGGGUUGAGACGGGCGGCACCAUGCAGGCCGCUGCCCAACUGGUGGAGCGGCAGGGAGGCCAAGUGGCAGGCAUCGCUGCCAUCUGCAUCGAAGACAGCGAGGGAGGCCGGCGGCUGAAACAGCAAUACAGAUGGAACCACUGCGUCCCGACGGAGAUGAUGCCCCAGUUCAACGCCCACCGAUUAGACGUCAACAAAGCCCAGCAAGGCUCAGAGUGAUCCAAACGCAGUAGAGCAUUGUAAUAGUAAUAUGGGUCUCGAGACUGGGGCCCUUUGUGUGCCUUUAUGUACUGCAACACCCAUCAUCCAUGCCUCUCUCUGCCAAAACAACAACAACGCCAAUAAAAAUCUAAUUUUA